AUGUCGGCCCCCACAGAACCUCAAAAGACCCUGAAGCCCAAUAAGCUCGUUGUUGAUGAUUUACAGGGCGAUGACAAUAGCCUGAUAAUAAUGAACCCAAAACGCAUGGAGGAGCUGAACAUCUUCCGCGGAGAUACAGUAAUGCUUAAGGGCAAGAAACACCGCUCUACUCUCUGUAUUGCUAUGGAAGAUGAUGAAUGCCAAGAGGGUAUGAUCAAGAUAAACAAGUUGGCGCGUCGCAACAUCCGCAUUCACCUUGGUGAUACCAUUCAUGUCAGCAGCUGUAAGAAUGUUCCUUACGGCAACCGUGUUCACAUUCUCCCGAUAGAUGACACAGUAAAGAACCUCACAGGUGAUCUUUUUGAGACGUUCCUUAAGCCAUACUUUUUGGAGGCCUACCGCCCUGUGAAAAAGGAUGACUUGUUUAUCUGCCGUGGUGCCAUGCGUUCGGUGGAGUUCAAGGUGGUUGAGGUGGAUCCAGGUGAAUUCUGCAUCGUUUCUCCAGAUACAGUCAUUCAUUGCGAAGGCGACCCGAUUCGUCGAGAAGAUGAAGAGCGCCUUGAUGAUGUGGGCUACGAUGAUAUUGGUGGCUGCCGCAAGCAGUUGGGGCAGAUCCGCGAGAUGGUCGAACUCCCCAUUCGUCACCCUGAGCUCUUCAAGAACAUUGGAAUCAAACCUCCACGCGGUAUUUUGUUGUACGGUCCGCCGGGCAGUGGCAAGACGCUGAUUGCGCGUGCUGUUGCGAACGAAACAGGUGCGUUCUUCUUCUUGAUCAAUGGCCCUGAAAUCAUGAGCAAGAUGGCGGGUGAGUCAGAGGGAAAUCUUCGUAAGGCUUUCGAAGAGGCGGAGAAGAACGCCCCGUCUAUCAUCUUCAUUGAUGAGAUUGAUUCCAUUGCUCCGAAGCGAGAGAAGGCGCAGGGUGAGGUGGAGAAGCGCAUUGUUUCUCAGCUGCUUACACUCAUGGACGGACUGAAGUCUCGUUCACAGGUCAUCGUCAUGGCGGCGACGAACCGACCCAAUUCCAUUGACCCUGCACUCCGUCGUUUUGGACGCUUUGAUCGUGAAUUGGAUAUUGGUGUACCAGAUGAAAUUGGCCGUUUAGAAAUUCUCCGCAUUCACACCAAGAACAUGAAGCUCGAUAAGGACGUCGACGUGGAGAAGGUAGCCAAAGACAGUCAUGGAUACGUUGGUGCUGAUCUUGCACAGCUCUGUACGGAAGCUGCGAUGCAGUGCGUUCGGGAAAAGAUGUCUGUUGUCGAUUGGGAUGACGAUACAAUUGAUGCAGAGGUGCUCGAUUCCAUGGCAGUAACAAAUGAUCAUUUCCAUGAUGCGCUGUCGAAGACGAACCCCUCCGCGCUUCGUGAAACACACGUGGAGACACCCCACGUCACGUGGAGCGACGUUGGUGGUCUCCUCGAUGUCAAGAGGGAGUUGCAGGAACUUGUGCAGUACCCAGUUGAGUUUCCGUGGAAGUUCGAAAAGUAUGGCGUGUCACCACCUAAGGGUGUUUUGUUCUAUGGCCCGCCUGGAUGCGGUAAGACACUCUUGGCAAAGGCUAUCGCCACCGAGUGUCAGGCAAACUUUAUCUCUAUUAAAGGUCCAGAAUUGCUAACAAUGUGGUUUGGUGAGUCAGAGGCAAAUGUACGUGAUGUCUUCGACAAGGCCCGCGCUGCCGCCCCGUGUGUUCUUUUCUUUGAUGAACUGGAUUCUGUCGCAAGGGCACGUGGUGGUGGCCACGGUGAUAAUGGUGCCAGUGAUCGCGUCAUCAACCAGAUUCUCACAGAGAUGGACGGCAUGAACACCAAAAAGAAUGUCUUCAUUAUUGGAGCCACCAACCGCCCAGAUGUUCUGGACCCUGCCAUUAUGCGUCCUGGACGCUUGGAUCAACUCCUCUAUAUCCCGCUGCCGGAUAAGGCGUCGCGCGUGGCCAUUCUCAAGGCGAAUUUCCGAAAAUCACCUCUGGCGGGAGAAGUGGAUCUGGAUCAGAUUGCCGCAGCCACACACGGCUUCUCCGGUGCCGAUCUUGCGGGAAUCUGCCAACGAGCAUGCAAGAUGGCUAUUCGUGAAUCAAUUGUGAAGGAGAUUCAAUUGGAGCAACUAAGGCAGGAUGGCGCUCUCGACAGCAAUCAAGACAUCGAUCCAGUGCCAGAGAUCACCCGACACCAUGUGGAGGAGGCUAUGCGUGGGGCACGUCGUUCUGUCAGCGAUGCAGACAUCCGAAAGUACGAAUUAUUCGCUACAUCUCUCCAGCAGUCACGAGCCUUUGGCAAUAAUAACCUCAACAUUGGUGGCAACCGAAGCGGUGGCGACGAGGGUGGCAACGGCAGCGCAGGCAACAAUGCUGGUGACGAUGACCUCUACAGCUAA
Trypanosoma grayi is the source of this 2367-nucleotide messenger RNA. RefSeq names its product putative Transitional endoplasmic reticulum ATPase. NCBI's taxonomy places the organism in Eukaryota, Euglenozoa, Kinetoplastea, Trypanosomatida, Trypanosomatidae. Gene Ontology annotation, molecular function: polyubiquitin modification-dependent protein binding; ATP hydrolysis activity; ATP binding. Bases 1 to 2367 code for a protein of 788 amino acids. The record is from RefSeq and is a predicted model, not a curated record. Gene Ontology annotation, biological process: autophagosome maturation; retrograde protein transport, ER to cytosol; mitotic spindle disassembly. The transcript has a single exon. Gene Ontology annotation, cellular component: nucleus; cytosol; VCP-NPL4-UFD1 AAA ATPase complex.